GGGGCGUGGCAUGGCUUGCCAGAGCGCCGCUACUGCUUCCCUGUUUUCUGGGCUCAUGUCCGCGCUCCCCGGUGCCUGUUCCUGGCGGGCAGACCCACCCUCCCGCCAUUCUUCCGGGAGCGCAGGCCUCCCCAGGCGCCGCUUAGUUGCUUGGAGCCUACUGCAUGCUUCCUCAGCACGGAAAAGAACAAUGCUGGUUUCGGAAGGAACGAAGGAACUUUGGUAGUCCUGGCCGAACCACCGACGCAAGGCAAGGUAGCGCUUCUGCAGCGUGGUAGCAGCCGCAGGAGUCCUGUCUGGAAGGGCGCUGGGAGAGACCCGUCACACCAAAGGGCAGCUAUUGCUUUUGAUGAGGACACCUCAAGAGGUCACCAAAGACAGUUGGAGUUCAUUUCAGCUCCUUACAGAAUCAGGACCUCUACCUCAGUGCCGCUCCAGGCAGCUCUGCCUCAGAGAUUGCUUCUCCGGUUGCUCUUGGACCGUGUCACUGGCUGGAAGAGGAAUGCUGUAAAACUGAGCCAGGAACCAACUCGGAGCCAUUCGCCUGUACGUGCUCGGUCGGUGAACUGACAGCUCUGAGCCCAGGAAUACCAAGUCCUGAAAAACGGGCGCAGAGAGGAUGAGUAUGGGGGAGAGCACCUCAGCUCCCUUCCAUACCUCAGACACCAACAGGGUUAUUUCCUCCUUUUCUGUCGUGGACUAUGUGGUGUUUGGCCUGUUGCUCCUUCUCUCCCUCAUCAUUGGGCUCUAUCAUGCUUGCCGUGGAUGGGGCCGUCAUACUGUUGGUGAGUUGCUGCUGGCAGACCGCAAAAUGGGCUGCCUUCCUGUGGCACUGUCCCUGCUGGCCACCUUCCAGUCAGCAGUAGCCAUCCUGGGGGCACCAGCUGAGAUCUACCGAUUCGGAACCCAGUAUUGGUUCCUGGGAUGCUCCUACUUCCUGGGACUUCUGAUCCCUGCUCACAUCUUCAUCCCAGUCUUCUACCGCCUGCAUCUUACCAGUGCCUAUGAGUACUUGGAGCUCCGCUUUAAUAAAGUAGUGAGGAUCCUUGGAACUGUGACCUUCAUCUUUCAGAUGGUGAUCUACAUGGGCGUUGCUCUCUACGCACCAUCCUUGGCCCUCAAUGCAGUGACAGGAUUUGAUCUAUGGCUGUCGGUCUUGGCCCUUGGAAUUGUCUGCAACAUCUACACUGCGCUGGGUGGGCUCAAGGCUGUCAUUUGGACAGAUGUGUUCCAAACGCUGGUCAUGUUCCUAGGGCAGCUGGUGGUUAUCAUUGUAGGCUCAGCCAGAGUGGGCGGCUUGGGUCAUGUAUGGAACGUGUCUUCCCAGUAUGGCCGCAUCUCUGGGAUUGAGCUGGAUCCCGACCCGUUUGUGCGUCAUACUUUCUGGACUUUGGCCUUUGGGGGGGUUUUCAUGAUGCUGUCCUUGUAUGGAGUGAAUCAGGCUCAGGUGCAGCGCUACCUCAGCUCCCGCUCAGAGAAAGCUGCUAUUCUUUCCUGCUAUGCGGUGUUCCCCUGCCAACAAGUGGCCCUGUGCAUGAGCUCCCUCAUUGGUCUGGUCAUGUUUGCCUAUUAUAAGAAAUAUACUAUGAGCCCCCAGCAAGAGCAAGCAGCACCUGACCAGCUAGUGCUCUAUUUCGUCAUGGACCUCCUGAAGGACACGCCGGGACUGCCUGGGCUCUUUGUCGCCUGCCUCUUCAGUGGAUCCCUCAGCACCAUAUCAUCCGCAUUCAAUUCACUGGCAACUGUCACCAUGGAGGACCUAAUUCAGCCUUGGUUCCCUGAGAUGACUGAAACCCGGGCCAUCCUGCUUUCCCGAAGCCUUGCCUUUGCCUAUGGACUGAUUUGCCUGGGAAUGGCCUAUAUUUCCUCUCAUCUGGGAUCAGUGCUCCAGGCAGCACUCAGCAUCUUUGGCAUGGUCGGAGGGCCACUGCUGGGACUUUUCUGCCUGGGGAUGUUCUUCCCGUGCGCCAACCCUCUUGGUGCCAUCGUAGGCCUGUUGACUGGACUCACCAUGGCCUUCUGGAUCGGCAUUGGGAGCAUAGUGAGCAGGAUGAGCUCUUCUGUGGCGUCCCCUCCCGUUAAUGGGUCCAGCUCCUUCCUGCCCAGCAACUUGACCAUCGCCACUAUGACUACUCUGAUGCCUUCUACCACCCUGUCCAAGCCCACAGGACUGCAGCGGUUCUACUCCCUGUCCUAUUUAUGGUACAGUGCGCACAACUCCACCACGGUCAUUGUCGUGGGCCUGAUUGUCAGUCUGCUCACCGGGGGAAUGCGGGGCCGGACCCUGAACCCCGGCACCAUUUAUCCAGUGUUGCCAAAGCUCCUCUCACUCCUGCCCUUAUCCUGCCAGAAGCGGCUUCGCUGGAGAAGCUACAGCCAGGAUGUCCCUGUGGUCCCCCCCCUGUGUCCGGAGAAGAUGAGGAAUGGAGUGCUGCAGGACAGCAGGGGUAAAGAGAGGAUGGCUGAGGAUGGCCUCGUCCACCAGCCGUGCAGCCCGACCUACAUCGUCCAGGAGACCUCUCUGUGACAGUCUGUCCACCCUGCAGGACAGCAGCCACGGCCCGCUUACAGUGCCGUGUGUCACCACAUGUGUUCUGCAGGGGCAGGCUAGUGACCUAGCCCACAACAAAGGACCUUGUUCACGCCUCCAUGGACGCCGCUGCAUGCAAGGGCUAGACACGUUUUUUCCUUAUCCCUUGCCAAUCCUACCCUUAGGAUCAGGUUUAAGGGUACAGAAUUACGUUGCGAGUAGGGAAAUAAAUGAAUCCACAGAGAAAAGGAUGACUUUUGAUUGAGUAUGAUGACCAGAGUCCUUUGGGGUUGGUAGGAAUGAUAUUUCUUAUAACCACCCUGGGGCCUGAUUUGGCAAGAUUGACCAGCCCUACCUUAAGCAUGAAAUUCUUGGCUGCCUUUCGAUUCCCUCCCUCUCAAGUCAUCUUGGGUUAUCUCAGCUGUUUGUGGGUACCUGAAAGUGAUUUCAGGUUUUCUGUAACACUCAAGCCCCCUCACAGUCUUACCUGCCUACCUCAGUUCUUCAGAGGGAGGCUUCGGUGUCCUGGCUCCCGGACAGUUGUGUAACAUCUGCUUUGUAGAGGAGGCAAGUUUUUACAUCACAGACCCCACCCUCCUCAGGUGGUACCUAAGAGAUCGUGUCCUCACCAGGUUCCUUCUGCGGUGUGCUAUCCUCUGAACUCUGAAGCCAGGCCACCCUGGUGUCACUCUGUUGUCUAUGCGCCGGUUUCAUUUUGGAGUUUCCUCAUGCAUUUGUUCCUAGGGAAUAAAAUAGCUGUUAG
This is a messenger RNA of Chionomys nivalis (European snow vole), 3293 nucleotides long. It is a transcript of the gene Slc5a6, whose product is annotated as solute carrier family 5 member 6. Gene Ontology annotation, biological process: biotin transport; pantothenate transmembrane transport; sodium ion transport. The coding region runs from base 620 to 2527 and encodes 635 amino acids. The transcript has 18 exons. The record is from RefSeq and is a predicted model, not a curated record. Gene Ontology annotation, cellular component: membrane. Gene Ontology annotation, molecular function: sodium-dependent multivitamin transmembrane transporter activity. Lineage: Eukaryota; Metazoa; Chordata; Mammalia; Rodentia; Cricetidae.